CCUGUCCUCCACUUGCGUCCGUUAAAACUUAAAAAGUAUACGAAGUUAAAACGGCGAUUAUCCUUCACUGUCUCCGCUCACGUACACUGUGGAAAAUAGAUAAUAAAUAUAUACCCAAUCACACUUCUGUUGCGCAGUAUUCAUUCAUUCAUCAGUGUGUGUAAUUGAUAUUGGGGUUUGUGUUUAUUGGCUUGGCCCAAUUAUCAAUGCCUUUUAUUUAUCAAAGUUCCCCCUUUUGAAUUUUUUGUCACUCCGCAUUAUCUUUCUUGGAUCUGUAAAAAGGAAGGAAAAAAGGAAAGAUUCAACCCAUUCGAGUGCGUGUUUAUUUUGCAGAAAGCAGAGUGUAACUCAGGAAUAGGAGCUUUGUCUUACAAGGAAAAUUGUGUUGUAAAGGGUCAUGGGAAUUUUCGCAGCUUUUGGGGAUGAGUUCGUGCUGGGGUUUCCAGUGUGGAGAAGGAUUUACUUAUAGCAAAAGGCCUUUAAAGCUCGUGCUACGAACUUUCAGCAGAAUGGAAAAGUAGUUGUGACAGAAAAAAUGGAUCCUCAGGCUUUCAUCAGACUUUCGAUUGGGUGUUUGGGAAUCAGAGUUCCUAGUGCACCUCCAAAAUCUCCGAAAUCCGAUAUUUCUUUAUUCUCUUCACCAUGCGUGUGCGAAAUCCGUUUAAGGGGCUUUCCUGUUCAGACAACACAAGUCCCUUUCAUAUCAUCACCCGAAGCAACACCGAAUUCUUACAGCGUGGCCUCGAGUUUUUAUUUAGAAGAAUCGGACCUGAAAGCCCUUUUGGCGCCUGGAUGUUUUUAUGCGCCACAAGCUUGCUUAGAGAUAGUAGUUUUUAUGGGGAGAAAAGGAAGCCACUGUGGUGUGGGCCUGAAGAGGCAGCAGAUUGGGGUGGUUAGGCUGAAUGUGGGCCCUGAAUGGGCUGAGGGAAAGCCCGUUGUUCUUUUCGAGGGCUGGAUUGGGAUUGGGAAAAGCGGGAAAUUGGGUGCUGAGCUUCAUUUGAGGGUGAAAUUGGACCCUGACCCUAGAUAUGUGUUUCAGUUUGAGGAUGACACUAAAUUGAGUCCCCAGAUUGUUCAGCUUCAGGGCAAUGUGAAGCAACCGAUUUUUAGCUGCAAGUUCAGUCGAGACAGGGUAUCCCAGGCGGCGGACCCACUCUGGUCAAACUCCGUUGACCAAGACAGCGAGAGACGAGAACGCAAAGGUUGGAGAGUCAAAAUACACGACCUUUCAGGCUCAGCAGUAGCUGCUGCUUUCAUAACCACUCCCUUUGUCCCCUCAACGGGCCGCGACUGGGUUGCCAAGUCCAACCCAGGCGCUUGGCUCAUAGUCAGGCCCGAUUCCUGCAGGCCCGAAAGCUGGCUCCCUUGGGGAAAACUCGAGGCUUGGCGCGAGCGCGAACGCGGGAUUCGAGACUCCGUCUGCUUCCGUUUUCACGUCUUCGCUGACGGUGGUGAGUUUCUCAUCUCGGAAAUCCUGCUCAGUGCUGAAAAGGGUGGGGAGUUUUUCAUAGACACUGACCAGCAGCAGGCCCAGGCCCGAACUGGGCCGGGCCAGGGCCCGAGCCCGCAGAGUAGUGGGGAUUUUGCGGGCUUGGGCCCGGUGGAGGGUGGGUUUGUGAUGAGGUGUCGGGUGCAAGGGGAGGGAAAACCGAGCAAGCCGUUGGUACAGCUGGCGAUGAGGCAUGUGACAUGCGUGGAGGACGCGGCUAUAUUUAUGGCGCUUGCGGGGGCUGUGAAUCUGAGUGUCGAGGCGUGUAGAACCUUCCGGAAGAAGGUGAGGAUAGGGGCUCAUUCUUGGUGAGUUGUUGUUUAAUUGGGGUUUCUGUUUGUGUUGUUGUACGAUUUAGAGCGUGUGUACAGUGGGAAAACUUACUUGGCCGUGUGUGUGGUGGUUCUAAUUGUUUCUCACAUGUCAGAGUUAACUCUUGGAUGACUUAUUUGGUAUAGCUGUGCUGCUCGUAACUGUUUUAGAAAACUCAACGGCCUCCCCAAUCGGUAGCUUCAUUUGAGUUUUGUAUCUUUAUUACAUUUUUACGUUACUUUUUUUUUUUUUCCUAUUUUUUCUUUCCGAAAUUAGGACGGAAUUUAAUCGUUAUCCAUAUCGAACUCCAUUUUUAGGCUGCUCUGCUGGUGCAAACGUUUGCAGAGUUGCUCGGUUUUUCUGCCCAUCAUGUUUGCACAAACCAUGAGAAUUGUCAAUAAAACCAAUUGACUUGAACCUCUUUAACAAUUGCAAAUUUGGAGACGCAAGAG
This is a messenger RNA of Striga asiatica, 2253 nucleotides long. NCBI's taxonomy places the organism in Eukaryota, Viridiplantae, Streptophyta, Magnoliopsida, Lamiales, Orobanchaceae. The record is from the annotation of a GenBank genome assembly.